Molecule: messenger RNA, 4702 nt
Organism: Microtus ochrogaster (prairie vole)
Lineage: Eukaryota; Metazoa; Chordata; Mammalia; Rodentia; Cricetidae
Gene: Vps35l
Product: VPS35 endosomal protein sorting factor like
Biological process (GO): endocytic recycling
Cellular component (GO): endosome
Source: RefSeq, a predicted model, not a curated record
AGCCCUGGUUGUCAGGACUACGGAAGAGCGGAGCUGGUGACAGUCCGCAGCUCCUCGCGGCGAUUCCGCAGCCCCUGCACUCCUGCCUACUCGGUCCAAGGUUUCCGCCUCCCUGAGAGAAAUUGCCACGUCCUGGGGGUUCUGGGGAAGAGAUGAACCCGCUCCGAGUCUGUCCCCGAGCGGUUUUCUCGUUUGUUCCCUGAGCUCCUCAGCUGACCUGAAGAUUAGCUUUUCCCAUCUGUAAAGUGGGGCCAUUCACCCUACUGUGUGCAGAACCCUCGGACGUCCUUCGGAGCGGUCGGUAUAACUGAACACCGAAGAGAGGGGUGUCCAAAGGAGGCUUUGCUCGGGCCCAAAGGAGAGAGCAGCCCCUCAGCCCCGCUAGCAGCCCGGGAAGACUUCAACGAAGAGCCUUCAGCUGGGUCUUGCAGGAUGAAUAGGAACUCACCAAACAGGAAGGAAUAUGGGGCUUUUUGAGCUUAGAAGUGAGGUGACCCUCAGGUAGCAGCAGGUGAUUUGUAUCAAUAAAGAAUCCACACAAGAUAUGCUGAUGGUAAUGAGGUUCGGGAUUGGAGACCUUGCCUCCACAGGGACUAAUUUUCUGGCUUUUCAGAUGAUGGCAGGUAGCUUGAAGUGUGAGCAUGAAAGAAAGUGGCAGCCCUAGGCCUUGAACGUGAUCACCAUCAACCCUCUCUGCCUUUAUGUUGGCUGGGCACUUGACCUCAUUCCCUCUCGCAGACUCUUAAGAGGCCACUUCAGGACACAGCACAACAGCGUGGGGGCUGUGGAACCCUUAGCCCACACCCAGGACUUCUGUCACUGCUCAUGCUGGUUUGGCCAAAAGACCCUUUUGAGAACAGAGGCCACCGCCAAGUGAGAAGCACCUGUUUUCCGUCAACUCCCUGGAAAUUUGUAAGGAGAGACUCCAGGAAGCUGCUCCUAGCACCUCUCCCCACUACGGUUUUACCUUGAUAUUUUUCGUUAUAAAUUACUGACAGGGACCACAGCUCUGCCAGUGUCUUGGGUCUUUGUAGUCUUCCCACUGAGCAGGCGCUAAGCAUUUCUCUGUGUGGUGGUACACUCAACCUUCAGUUUUGCCCGCUGACUUCGUGUUCCCUAAUGAAAGAGAAUUGCGUCCAUCGUCUUCCUGGUGACUGUAGGCACACAGUAGUUCCUAUAGAUGGACGAGGGUCCUGAUGAGGCCCCGGGGGAAGUGUGCUUCUGUUCUGAAGAUCACGUUUCUCAAGUGUGCUCAGUGCUCAGCAUGCGGCAUCCUACUGAAUACUCCCAAGCCCAGUUAUGACUUGAGAACAUGGGAUGAGAGUUGACCUAAAGUCCUGAGGCCUGUUGAGUGACUUUUAGGGACUUGGCAGCCAAAGAGUUCCUGACCUCUCAGAGGAGGGACAGUCGAGGAUGGAGUUGGCCUGUGUAACCAGGGAAACCUGUUUCUGGGGUGUGUGGAUGGGAGUGCGCGGAUCUUUGAUAGAGGAAACGAAGGAUUUUGUGCAGCUGUUGAAACUGUAAGGCACAGUGCAUGUGGUGGCUGCCGGGGUUGGGCUGCUGCUGCAGAGGAGUUCACUGUGGGAGAGAAGACGGGCUUGGCUGCACAGAAUAGCAAAGGGCUGCCAGCCGCAGGCACUCCCGGAACAGGAACUACAAGGCAGAGCUGGCCUCAUGCAGAUUGGAGACGGUGCCUCUGGAGUGUGGGGACUACCACCCGCUGAAGCCCAUCACUGUCACCGAGUCAAAAACAAAGAAGGUGAGCCGGAAGGGAAGCACUUCGUCCACAUCCUCCUCCUCAUCCAGCUCCGUGAUCGACCCUCUGAGCAGCGUCCUUGAUGGCACAGACCCCCUCUCCAUGUUUGCAGCCACCUCAGACCCUGCAGCCACAGCGACAGUCACAGACAGCUCCAGAAAGAAACGGGACAAGGAUGACAACUCCUUUGUGGGACCUGACUUUGAGCCCUGGGCCAACAAACGGGGAGAAAUCCUUGCCCGGUACACGACUACGGAGAAGCUGUCAAUUAAUCUGUUUAUGGGAUCAGAAAAAGGCAGAGCUGGGGCUGCGGCUUCCGCCAUGUCAGAGAAGGUUCGGACACGCCUGGAAGAGCUGGAUGACUUUGAGGAGGGGUCCCAGAAGGAGCUAUUGAACCUGACCCAGCAGGACUACGUGAACCGCAUAGAGGAGCUCAACCAGUCCCUGAAGGAUGCCUGGGCCUCGGACCAGAAAGUGAAGGCUCUGAAGAUUGUCAUCCAGUGUUCAAAGUUGCUGUCAGACACGAGCGUUAUUCAGUUCUAUCCAAGCAAAUUUGUCCUUAUCACCGACAUCCUUGAUACGUUCGGAAAGCUGGUCUACGAGCGCAUCUACUCAAUGUGUGUGGACAACCGAAGCGCCUUGCCAGAUCACUUUUCCCCAGAGAACGUGAACGACACAGCCAAGGAAACAUGCCUGAAUUGGUUUUUCAAGAUUGCUUCCAUCCGGGAACUCAUUCCGAGAUUUUACGUGGAAGCAUCCAUCCUGAAGUGUAACAAAUUCCUCUCCAAAACGGGGAUUUCAGAGUGCCUGCCCCGACUGACGAGCAUGAUCAGAGGGAUCGGGGACCCACUCGUGUCCGUGUACGCCCGGGCCUAUCUGUGUCGGGUGGGGAUGGAAGUGGCCCCGCACCUCAAGGAAAGCCUCAACAAGAACUUCUUUGACUUCCUGCUUACAUUUAAACAGAUUCACGGAGACACGGUCCAGAACCAGCUGGUGGCCCAGGGUGUGGAGCUGUUGUCCUAUCUCCCUCUGUACUCGCCCGCCAUGGGUUGGAUCUUUCAGUGUGUCUCCUACCAAGCCCCUGAGGCUUUGCUGACGGAGAUGAUGGAGAGAUGUAAAAAACUAGGCAACAAUGCUUUGCUCUUGAACUCCGUGAUGUCAGCUUUCAGGGCUGAGUUCAUUGCCACCAGGUCUAUGGACUUCAUUGGCAUGAUCAAAGAGUGCAACGAGUCUGGCUUCCCCAAGCAUCUCCUUUUCCAUUCACUGGGACUGAACUUGGCCUUGGCUGAUCCUCCUGAGAAUGAUCGACUUCAGAUUCUCAAUGAAGCUUGGAAAGUCAUCACUAAGUUGAAGAAUCCUCAGGACUACAUUAAUUGUGCUGAAGUAUGGGUAGAGUACACCUGCAGGCAUUUCACGAAACGAGAAGUGAACACCGUUUUGGCUGACGUCAUCAAGCAUAUGACUCCGGAUCGAGCAUUUGAGGAUUCCUACCCCCAGCUUCAGUCAAUAAUUAAGAAAGUCAUAGCCCACUUCCACGAUUUCUCCGUGCUCUUCUCAGUGGAAAAGUUUCUACCAUUUCUGGACAUGUUCCAAAAAGAGAGUGUGCGGGUGGAGGUUUGCAAGUGCAUCAUGGAAGCCUUUAUCAAGCACCAUCAGGAGCCAACCAAGGACCCCGUCAUCCUGAAUGCCCUAUUGCACAUUUGCAAGACCAUGCAUGACUCUGUGAACGCUCUCACGCUGGAGGACGAGAAGCGGAUGCUGGCCCACUUGAUCAAUGGAUUUAUAAAAAUGGUCUCCUUCGGCCGUGAUUUUGAACAGCAGCUCAGCUUUUAUGUUGAGUCCAGGUCGAUGUUUUGCAACCUGGAACCUGUUCUUGUGCAACUGAUCCAUAGUGUGAACCGGCUGGCAAUGGAAACAAGAAAAGUCAUGAAGGGGAACCACUCCAGAAAGACGGCUGCAUUUGUCCGGGCCUGCGUUGCCUACUGCUUCAUCACCAUUCCAUCCCUGGUGGGCAUCUUCACCCGCCUCAACCUCUACCUGCAUUCUGGUCAGGUUGCCUUGGCCAACCAGUGCCUCUCCCAAGCUGAUGCGUUUUUCAAAGCUGCCAUUGGCCUCAUCCCAGAAGUCCCAAAGAUGAUAAGCAUCGACGGGAAGCUGCGGCCGUCGGAGCCCUUCCUCCUGGAGUUCCUGUGUAAUUUCUUCUCUACUUUAUUGAUUGUGCCGGAUCAUCCAGAACACGGAGUCCUGUUUCUGGUUCGAGAACUUCUCAACGUGAUCCAGGACUACACCUGGGAGGACAAUAGUGACGACAAAAUCCGAAUCUACACCUCUGUCCUGCACCUGCUGUCUGCCAUGAGCCAGGACACCUAUCUUUACCACAUAGACAAAGUUGACUCCAAUGACAGCCUGUACGGGGGAGACUCCAAGUUCCUGGCUGAGAACAGCAAGCUCUGCGAGGUGGUGAUGGCUCAGAUCCUGGAGCACCUGAAAAUCCUGGCCAGGGACGAGGCCCUGAAGCGCCAGAGCUUGCUGGGCCUCUCCUUCUUCAAUAGCAUCCUGGCCCAUGGGGACCUUCGUAACAACAAGCUGAACCAACUCUCUGUCAACCUGUGGCACCUGGCUCAGAGGCACGGCUGUGCAGACACAAGGACCAUGGUGAAGACUCUGGACUACAUCAAGAAGCGGAGCAAACAACCCGACAUGCAUCAUUUGACGGAGCUGGCCCUGAGGCUCCCUCUGCAAACCAGGACCUGAGUACUUGCCCUUGGGGGCCCCAGUGCCACUGUCCUGGAAGACCUACUUGGCUGCCACUAACUCCUGGAAUUUAGUUUUUGUUAUUUUUACUUUUAUACAGAUUGAUUUAAAGCUUUUGCCUUCUGACAGCAGGUGUGUGGAAAGUGGGGGGGAGUUGACAGAGCAUUAAAAUUCAGUCUUGUUCUUCAGAUA